AGGUUAAUAACAUGAACGGUGUUUCAGGCGAGCCCAUCUACGCAACUGCUUGGAGAAGCUGAAAGAGAUGGUGCCGCUGGGACCAGAAGCCUCCCGACACACUACACUAGGACUGCUCACGAAAGCGAAGCGGUUUAUCAAGAACCUGGAGGACCGGGAACGGAAACACGCGGUGCACAAAGAGCACCUGCACCGGGAACACCGCUACCUGAGGCGGCGGCUUGAACAGUUGAACGCGCACAAUGCGCUUUCGAAGCGACGCUCCGUUUCCGAAUGCAGCACCUCCACUGUCUCCAGUACAAAUUCCUCCUCUUCGGGAUCGCCUUCGUCCGUCUCCGAGUCAGAUGAAGUUGAUGUGAUUGGGUACACCAGCAACCAGUCUGACACAGAUGACCACAGCAGUGUCCAAUCAACCUCAAGUGACAGUGGAGUGGCCAUGAGCACUAGCCGCCUCACCCUGUCUGAGAUGGAGAUUAUCUAGGUUGAAAGGCAUUGAUGUUUGGAGCAGUUGAGGGACAAGACGCUGCCUGUCGGAGAUCUGCCCGGCCCAAGCAGUGCCACCAUCGUAAUUACCAGAGCCAGUAACAUUGCGGAGCCCAUCUCUAGUCAUCAGCAAGGAAUCCUCUGUAUUAUAUAAAUAAGAGCUUGGGGAGUCUUAGCGCAUCGCAAUUCACUGCAUGUGUAAAUUAUUUAUGUAAAUUGUACAUAUUUUUGUUUUAAAGAGAAAAGAUUAUAAAACAUAGUAUUUGCAGGUCAUGACUCUGAACCAUUGGCCAGGAAUAAUUAUUUUUUUUAUUUUGAGAUUACAGUGGAGAGUGAUUUUAAAAUAUGUUUUAUGGAUUGUUAGAGAGUCAUGAAAAGAUAAUGUUUUUGGCGUGUUCGCAAUGAAAAGUUGCAAGAAUGUGCCUGUUAGCUUAGCCAUGUCUGUAUGUCCAUCAAUCCGUCAGCAUGUAGCAACUAUGGAACUGUGGAACAGAUGAUCAAAAAAUUUCAUACUGGGGAGUUUUACAAAUAUUUGCCAAACAUUCCAAUUUGGGUUAAAAUCAUACAGUAGUAACAGACACUUGCAUGAAGACAUACGUACAGUUCUACACACAUCUCAAAUAUAACAUACUAAAUAUUUAUCAGAAGAAAUGUGUUUCAAACAAAAGAUGUUGAGGCAUGUGAAACACAUAUUUUAUCCCUAAUACACUUUGUCCUCGAGUCUUACAUCUUUAAUGAUAAUUAAGCAAGAGGGGUUUUUAUGCUAUGUCACUUCAAAAUCAAUACCUGAAAAUCUAGAAGUAUCAAUAACAACAGAGCGAACGCGCCAGAAGUAUCACGCUAUGCGUACAUUUCCUAAUUUGUUAGUUUUUUAAGCAAUCUUAUUAAAUAUUCCAACAGGCAGAUCUCUGGACAGACGGUCUUCUCGUCUGUUCAAAUACUUUUAAAAAGUGUAUAAAAAUAAUAAAAAAAGACUAUGUUGUGACCUUGGGUUACAUUAGCUUUCAACUCUUCAAGAGCUGAUUUGAGUUUCUUCUGCAGAUAGUGCUUGGAGAAAGCACAUCAAAAAUCAAUUCUCCAUAACUCCUAUGGAACAAAAAGCUAUUAAAGAACAAAAUAUACCAUAAAGAGUUCUGGUAGGUUGAAUUGUAAAAAAGGAAAAAUGAAUAAUUUUUCUAAAAAAAUAUUGUUAGAAAAAAAGGUGGCACUUGUAAUAAGAGUUUGAGAAAUUCUGUCAACUAUUGUAGAAGAAUGUGAACCGGUGAGUUGAGAGACAUUUGCCGGCUGCGAGUGCAAAGUGAACGUGAUGCAACAUGUCUUAUGCAGCAUGUCUGCGGGCCCAGAUCUCUCCAACCAAAACAUGGUGUGUCCCUCCGUUCUCCUGCAGUGCAAGAAAACAACACGAGAAAGAUUAUUACUGAAGGAACAUCGUAAGGCAUUCAAAGAGUACAAAUUCUGUAUAAGUCCCCGAUGAUAAUGGGAACUUUCUAUGUUUAAUUUUUUCCCGUGGACUUGAGUUUCAGCAGAUAGCUGCCAGGUGUUUGAGCUCUUAUUUUAUUAUAGUAAUAAAUUGUGAGACGAACCGUUAUUGGGCACCUGAUGAACGCCUGCCCACCAGGCGUGCUAAGUGCUGAAACACUGUGUUCCAGUGGUAGAACUGAGCCUCUUCAAGUGUAGCAGUGGUGAAAUGGUGUGCAUGUGUGAGUGAGUGCAUGAAAAUGUGUGAGAGAAUCAGGCAAGAGAAAGUAAUGUACAUUAAGUUUGGAUGUUGAUGGAGCGGGACUUGCCUUUAGUCUCCAGCUUGGUGUCGACUGGCUACCUCUCUUUGAAAUCUCUCCAUCACAUCAUCUUACUACAUGCCUUAAGGUUUAGAUAUUUCACAAAGUUGGGUCUCAUUUUGUGAAUAGGUCAUUCAGCAAGCUGGAAACUAAGCUCGCAAUUGAGAUACUGUGUGCAAUAGUGGGUCCUGCCAUGCACUGUGAGAUAGAGUAACAUGAACCAGUAAUGUAUGUCAUUAAACCCACUCAUGUAUUUGGUGAAAGGUUUUGUUGUAGCAUAGAUUCUAUUCAUGUACAAUAGCGAGGAGUAGUGAAUAUUUGUAAGAAUAUUGCAGUACCCACUGCUGCAUGUGCCCUUGAUGCAGUCCUCACACACGAGGGUGACUGAUGAUAAGAGCCACGUGAACACUCAGAAGGCAGAAAGAGGCUGUAGAUUGUCAGCUCUUCAAUGUCUGCUUCUCUUAGCCGCAAAAAAAUACAAAAACAUACUAAAAACUUACCUAACUACCUUUCUGUGUCAAAAAAGAGCUUGGAAGAUUCUUCACAAACUAAAAAAGAAUAAAACAAAAAAAUACAUAGGAAUAUAUGUUACUGGAAGCACUACCAAUUUGGUCCGAAGGUAUCUUUAAAAUGUGAUACAACUGGAAAACAAAAUACAGUUUUUGUGUAGGUUAAUUUUUUUCAAGCAAGUUUCUGCAUAGCAGCAAUAUGAAUUGAUACCAGUAUUGUGAAAUCGUUUCACCUCAUCCUGUUAGAUUAAUGAAAUAAUAGACAUUUAUGGUGGUUUUAUUAGCUAUCUUGUUUAGAUUUUACCCAGUGGGCCAUCAGUUGUGGCCUUUUUCAAAACAUCUUGCUGCUUUCUUAAGUUUAGACUGGCUUCGCCACCAGUUGUAACUGUUUGUGGAUGCUUUCUGUGAUUUGAUUGGUUCUCAAGUCAAAAUCCCUGCAAUUAGCUGCUGGACUGAAGUAAAUAAUUGUCAUGGUUGAGGGCAAUCCGCUCUCUCUGGCACAGACCUGUUCUGGCAGUUAUCUGUCCCAGUUUUAUGGCUGUAUGAGAAAACUUAUUGUACAUAUUACUUGUAACUAUUCAUAUUGCAUCAUUGUUUUGUUCUUAAUCAUUUUCUUGAUUCUACAGAAAAUAAAUUUGUGUAUUAUUACAAAGUA
Messenger RNA from Cryptotermes secundus, 3425 nucleotides. Its product is annotated as max-interacting protein 1-like. Bases 68 to 481 code for a protein of 137 amino acids. The transcript has 4 exons. Gene Ontology annotation, molecular function: DNA-binding transcription factor activity, RNA polymerase II-specific; RNA polymerase II cis-regulatory region sequence-specific DNA binding; protein dimerization activity. The record is from RefSeq and is a predicted model, not a curated record. NCBI's taxonomy places the organism in Eukaryota, Metazoa, Arthropoda, Insecta, Blattodea, Kalotermitidae. Gene Ontology annotation, biological process: regulation of transcription by RNA polymerase II.